Messenger RNA from Ananas comosus (pineapple), 1810 nucleotides. Its product is annotated as protein JASON-like. The transcript is spliced from 7 exons. Lineage: Eukaryota; Viridiplantae; Streptophyta; Magnoliopsida; Poales; Bromeliaceae. Gene Ontology annotation, biological process: male meiosis II. Bases 190 to 1425 code for a protein of 411 amino acids. The record is from RefSeq and is a predicted model, not a curated record.
CACUCGUGGCACCCAAUUUCAAUUUCAAAUUUCCUCAAUUAAAACGCACACGUAUAAACACCAAAUUCCAAACUACGCCUCCUCACUCUCUCGAUCACUACGAGCUCUCCGAAGCUCGCGAUUCGAAGGGGCUCGGCGAAAACCCUAGCUCGAUCGCGGAGGUUUCUAGGGCUUCGAUCUCCGCUCGGAAUGGGAUGCUUGUUUGGUUGUUUCCGGAUCAAAGAUGAUGAUCGAGGGGAUCACUUCAUCUCCAGCUCGAUUGCUUCCGCGAACAAGCAGAUUAAUGGGGAGAAAUUGGUGUCGAAGAAUCAAUUAGCAGCUAUUUUCUUACGGGAAGAUAAAGGUUCUCCCUGUGAAAAAAGCUUGUAUCAAAAUUCACAAGAGAGGCGUGAUAAAGAGAGGUCAGAUAGAGAACUCAAGGAUGAGGCCAAGUUUCUUAAAUCUUUUGGCACUUUACUAGAAACACCAGAAGAAAUUCGAAAAGCAUCUGAAAGUGGAAAUGCUGAAACUCUUGAUCAGGGUGGUGUGCCUCCUGUUCGCUCAUGGCUCCCUGGUAUAACUGGUAAAGCACUUUUUACUGAAGGACAACAAGUUGCUGAAGUUUCAGAAAAUGGAAGCUCUAUUAGCAAGGGACAUCAAACCUCAGUGCAGCACGAGAGUACGGUAAAACAUGACUCUGGUCUCAAGUGUCGGAUUGGCAGUGUAACUUCGAAUACAUCACCGCAAGAAAGCAAAGAAAGCCAUCUUCCAUCCUUUGGUUCUAAAUGUGAACCCUUUCCGAUGCUGUUAAAACUGACUGAGGAAAUGCAAACUCCAGCAACUGCUUAUCCAGCUGAUCAAGAGUCACUCAAAACCAGAAAAAACGCUAGAAUCUGUACACAAUACAUGUAUCCAGUUUUAAAUCCUGUACACAACCUAUCUCAAGCUUCAGAACAUACAGAUUCAGAAUUGUGUGGAAACCAUGCAUUUAGGGAGAGUCAAAGAAAUGCAGUGACACCUUGGGCCAAUAGAGCAAAGGGACCAUUAAACCAGGAUGAUCCAGAACUUGCUGUUCCCAGUUUAUCUCAAUGGUUGAAACCCCCAGUGGCUAAUAGUGGAGGGAGGUACGAGAUAUCUCCAAAGUCCAGGUCUCAAUCUGGAAUGAGCUCUGAUGUGGACAGGCCUAUUAUCGGAAUGGUUGCUGCACAUUGGAAUGAGGAAGAAUCAGAUCCUGUUCCUCCAAAGUGGUGGGACGGAAAUGGCAUCCCCAACUCGACGAACAAGUAUAAAGAGGAUCAGAAAGUAAGCUGGCAUGCCACCCCGUUUGAGGAGAGGCUAGAGAAGGCUUUAUCAGAAGAGAAACUACAGUCCCAAAGGAAACAUUCUAAUGGGAAAUCAAUUGAGUUCAGGGAUGAAGGUGAGGAAAGUGAUACAGCAGCAUCCUGAAACUUCUAGUCAUAUUUCUUGCUCCGUCGUUGCUAGUCUGUGAUCGUAGCUCUUCGAGUUCUUGAUGUGUCAUUAAGGCAGUGUUGCAAUAGUUGGUUUUUUUUUUCCAAGCGGUGGUUUCUGUUGCUCAUUCCAGUUUACUUCUGCCAUCAGCAACCAGCAGCAUCAAAAAAUGAGGUAUUAGUUUUUGCUGCUUGUUCUUGUACAAAAAGAAACUUAGAAGUCAUCAAUGCUUUUGAUGCCAAAUAGUUUUCUGGUAUGCAUUACUAGUUCAGUUCAUUUUUGCUUAAGAUCAUUCUAGUUUCUGUUUCGACUAUGUUGAUUUUAACUGCUUCAGAGGUUGUAUUGCAUCUAUGAAUUCUGAGGGGCUUUUACUUUUCUUUUU